Messenger RNA from Macroventuria anomochaeta, 408 nucleotides. RefSeq lists its product as uncharacterized. The transcript is spliced from 2 exons. NCBI's taxonomy places the organism in Eukaryota, Fungi, Ascomycota, Dothideomycetes, Pleosporales, Didymellaceae. The record is from RefSeq and is a predicted model, not a curated record. The coding region runs from base 1 to 408 and encodes 135 amino acids.
AUGGCAUCAAGAAUCCUUCAAUCUUUCACGCGUUCAGCGCCUGCAGCAAUCCGCUCCUUCCCACAGCGCACAAUAGUCCUCGCACCAGCACUCACACGUACCUAUGCUGUCAACCCCAGCUCCUCAUCGGCAUCGCAAAACAACUCCAACGCCUCAAACCCCCAAGCCUCGUCCUCUGAAGCACAAGACAUCAACGCGUCAGCCGCAACACGGGGAAUCAAGGACCAGGACACGGGCUCUGUUGCGAACCCUGUAAGCCACCCGGAGGAUGGAGAGCUUGGUGCUACGGAGGAGACAACGCAAAGCCAGGACGCGAUGAACCAUGAUCCCAAGGAGAGCGAUGCGAGCAAGAAGGAGAAGACGUUGAAGUUUGGACAGAACCAGCCAUUGGAUGCUGCUGACAAGUAA